AUGCGUCUCCAGACAGGCGCCUCUGCCGUGGCAUUCGCCGCUGCGGCCAGUGCUACCUCCCUCAGUGACGUGUGCACCGUUUCCAAUGUGAAGUCUGCUCUGCCUUCCAACGGCACUAUCCUGGGCAUCAACCUUGUCCCUUCACUGUCCACCGCCAACACCGCCACCAGUGACUCCUACAGCUACUGCAAUGUCACUCUGACCUACACCCACCCCGGCAAGGGCGACACCGUUGUCGUCAAGUACGCCCUCCCCGAGCCCUCCGACUACAAGAAGCGUUUCUACGUUGCUGGAGGUGGUGGUUACGCUCUGAGCUCCGACUCUACCGGUGGUCUAGAGUAUGGCGCCGUCGGUGGUGCUUCCUCUGCUGGCUACGAUGCCUUGGACGGUACCACCUACGACGAGGUUGCCCUUUAUGGAAAUGGCUCUAUCAACUGGGAUGCCACUUACAUGUUCAGCUACCAGGCGUUGGGUGAGUUGACCAAGCUUGGCAAGUACUUCACCAAGGGCUUCUAUGGCCAGUCUGCCAGCUCUAAGCUCUACACCUACUACGAGGGUUGCUCCGAUGGUGGCCGUGAGGGUAUGAGCCAGAUCCAGCGCUACGGAGACGAGUAUGACGGUGCCAUCACCGGUGCUCCCGCCUUCCGCUACGGUCAGCAGCAGGUCAACCACCUGCUCCCCAACGCUGUCGAGCACACCCUCGACUACUACCCUCCCCCCUGUGCCCUGGCCAAGAUCGUCAAUGCCACCAUUGCUGCCUGCGAUCCUCUCGACGGCCGUACCGACGGUGUCAUUGCUCGUAGUGACCUGUGCCAGCUGAACUUCAACCUCACCUCCAUCAUCGGCGAGAGCUACUACUGCGCCGCUGAGACCGCCAGUUCUCUCGGAUUCGGCUUCAGCAAGCGCGCCGAGGGUAGCACCAGCUCCUACCAGCCCGCCCAGAACGGCACCGUCAAUGCCAAUGAUGUCGCCGUGGCCCAGGGCAUCAUCGAUGGUCUCCACAACAGCAAGGGUGAGCGCGCCUACCUGGCCUGGCAGAUCGGAUCCGAGUUCUCCGACGCCGAGACCCAGUGGAACAACAACACCGAUGCCUGGGAGCUGGAUAUCACCUCCCUCGGCGGUGAGUUCGUCGCCAAGUUCGUCGAGCUCCUCGACCUCGAUAACCUCUCCUCCUUCGACGGCGUUACCUACGAUACCAUGGUUGAGUGGAUGAACACCGCCAUGGUCCGCUACAUGGAUUCCCUGCAAACCUCCCUCCCCGACCUCACCACCUUCCAGCAGUCCGGCGGUAAGCUCAUCCACUACCACGGAGAGCAGGACCCCAGUGUCCCCACCGCUUCUUCCGUCCACUACUGGCAGUCUGUCCGCGACAUCAUGUACCCUGGUCUCUCUGGCUCCAAGAGCCUCGCUAAGCUCCAGGACUGGUACCAGCUUUACCUUGUUCCAGGUGCCGCUCACUGUGGAACCAACGACCUCCAGCCCGGUCCUUACCCCGAGGACAACAUGGAGAUCAUGAUCAACUGGGUUGAGAACGGUGUUAAGCCUUCGCGUCUCAAUGCCACCGUCUCUUCCGGUGAUUACGAGGGCGAGACCCAGAUGCUGUGCCAGUUCCCCAAGCGUCCUCUCUGGAAGAACAACUCUACCUUUGACUGUGUCUUCGAUAAGGCUUCUUACGACAGCUGGACUUACGAGUUCCCUGCCUUCAAGGUCCCUGUGUACUAA
Messenger RNA from Penicillium verhagenii, 1722 nucleotides. RefSeq names its product putative tannase. The record is from RefSeq and is a predicted model, not a curated record. Lineage: Eukaryota; Fungi; Ascomycota; Eurotiomycetes; Eurotiales; Aspergillaceae. Bases 1 to 1722 code for a protein of 573 amino acids. The transcript has a single exon.